Molecule: messenger RNA, 1910 nt
Organism: Teleopsis dalmanni
Lineage: Eukaryota; Metazoa; Arthropoda; Insecta; Diptera; Diopsidae
Product: probable cytochrome P450 6a13
Exons: 2
Coding region: 12-1511 (499 amino acids)
Molecular function (GO): monooxygenase activity; oxidoreductase activity, acting on paired donors, with incorporation or reduction of molecular oxygen; iron ion binding
Source: RefSeq, a predicted model, not a curated record
GUAGAGACACCAUGAUAGACUUAAUAAAAAUUCUUGUGUGUUUUAUAUGCGGCAGCUUCCUGCUUAUUUAUUUGGCGUUACGGAAGCAAUAUUCAUAUUUUAAGGACCGCGGUGUAUUGCACGAUAAACCAGUGUUUUUUUUCGGAAAUCUUAAGGAAUUUUAUCGCACCAAAACAUUGUAUGAUAUUUUCCAAGAAUAUUAUAUGAAAUUCAAGGAAAAAGCACGAUUCGUUGGAUUUUAUUUCUUUCUCAACAAAACGAUUAUACUGCUCGAUCCCGAUUUAAUUCAGCAUAUAUGUGUUAAGGAUUUUGCAAAUUUUACAGAUCGAGGACAGUAUUUUAAUAAAAGAGAUGAUCCAAUUUCUGCUCACAUGCUGCUUUUAGAUGGACAACACUGGAAAAAUUUACGAACAAAAUUUACUCCAACUUUCACAUCAGGAAAAAUAAAAAGUAUGUUUACCACUGUCGUCGAUGUAGCUGAUCAAUUAAUCAGUGUUUUGGAAGAUGAGCGAAACUCUACAGAUAUGAAUGUAGGAAUUGAUUUUGCAAAUCUUAUGUCACGCUAUACAACAGACGUUAUAGGAAGCGUUGCUUUCGGUUUAGAGUGCAAUAGAUUAAAGGAACCAACAAGUAAAUUUAGUAAAACUUGUGAAAAAAUUGGUUAUUUUAAACACAGUAUGCCUGUGGUUUCGCUUAUGAGUACUUUUCCAAAUUUAGCUCGAAAAUUCAGAAUGAAACUGUUUCCAAAAGAAAUUUCAGACUUCUUCUUUCAAAUUGUUCGUGACACUGUAGAAUAUCGAGAGAAAACGGGUAUACAACGAAAAGAUUAUCUUAAUAUAUUAAUGGAGUUAAGAAAAUCAGAGACAUCAGAUGCUUUAACAAUGGAAGAGAUAACUGCACAGACAUUUUUAUUUUUUGUAGCAGGUUUUGAAACAAGUUCAAGUGUAAUGAGUUUUUGUUUAUACGAACUGGCUUUAAAUCCAGACAUUCAAGAGAAGGCUCGGACGGAAAUGAAUGCAGUUAUGGCUCAGCAUGAUGGCAAACUUACUUAUGAAGCAGUUAAAGAAAUGAAGUAUUUACUUCACUGUAUGUACGAAACAACGCGUAAGUAUUCAGUUGUACCGGUUAUCGUACGCAAAGCUGCCAAGGACUAUAUUUUACCAAAUACAAAUCAUGUCAUUGAAGAAGGAACUAGAGUUCUUUUACCAAUUGAUGCCUUACAUUAUGAUCCAGACAUAUAUCCAAAUCCUCAACGUUUCGAUCCCAACCGAUUUUCGACAGAAGAAAUUGUAAAACGUCAUCCAAUGGCAUAUAUGGGUUUCGGCAAAGGACCACGAGCUUGUAUUGGUUACAGAUUUGCCUAUAUGCAAAUUAUAAUUGGUUUAUAUAUGAUGCUUAAAAACUAUCGAUUUUCUCCCACCAAAGAAACACAAAUACCUAUGAAAUAUAAAUUGAAUAAACACUUUCGUGAUGCUGAAAGAGGAGUGUAUUUGAAAAUAGAAAAAUUGUGAAAGAUGUGUGAAAUGUUGACAUUUGUUUAUGACAAAAUACUAGUAUCAUAGAAAAUAAUAGUAAUAAAAAAGAUUAACAAAUAAUAAUUUGUGGUUACUUAUCCGAAUUACAUAGUCGGGUGAAAAUAUUCUUCACACAUUUCCACUUUGUCCGUUCAUUCUCCAAUCUCAUACAUGAAUUGCGGUUACUGACACUUGAUUUUAAUAUUCUGUCAUUCUAUAAGAUUUUUCUUUCUGCUGCCUUUCUAUUGUUGUCAUGAUCAUAACACAAGGUCUGAUGAUGCACUUUACAUCAAUUAGUUGGACUUUUGUUAUUCUGUACUCCUGCAAAGAUUUGGAUUCAAAUUGAUCACUAUCUGCUGCUGUGAAGCGGAUUUUAAAAACGUUUAAUGAUAAAUU